Molecule: messenger RNA, 1634 nt
Organism: Neodiprion virginianus
Lineage: Eukaryota; Metazoa; Arthropoda; Insecta; Hymenoptera; Diprionidae
Gene: tll
Product: nuclear receptor subfamily 2 group E member 1
Exons: 4
Coding region: 1-1233 (410 amino acids)
Biological process (GO): positive regulation of transcription by RNA polymerase II; anatomical structure development; cell differentiation
Molecular function (GO): RNA polymerase II cis-regulatory region sequence-specific DNA binding; zinc ion binding; nuclear receptor activity
Source: RefSeq, a predicted model, not a curated record
AUGCAAAACCAGGAGAACCAACUCGGCGGCCACAUGUCGAUGGCAAAUUUAUCGUCACCGCCGCAGCCGAAAAUGCCUGCCUCGUCAAGCAGGAUCCUCUACGACAUUCCGUGCAAGGUAUGCCGAGACCAUUCCUCCGGGAAACAUUACGGGAUUUUCGCAUGCGACGGAUGUGCCGGAUUCUUCAAACGCUCGAUAAGACGGAACCGACAGUACGUGUGCAAGGCCAAGUCCGAGGGUGGCUGCAUGGUCGACAAGACGCAUCGGAACCAGUGCAGAGCUUGCAGACUGGCCAAGUGCAUCCAGGCCGGUAUGAACAAGGAUGCCGUCCAACACGAACGCGGACCCAGGAACUCGACCCUCAGACGGCAAAUGGCUCUCUACUUCAAGGAGCCUGAGGCCAUGAUGUCGGGGACGUCGCAACCAACGCCGGCCGCCGCUCUGGACUUGGCGCUCCCCAAACCACCGGCCGAACCUCGCGUAUCCAUCGCUGGUCCAUCGCCCCAUCAUCCAAUGCCGCAUCCGGUAUUCUGCAACGGAAUAACCAUGCCCAAGCUCCCGUCGACCUUGGGCGCGUUGCCAACGAUGCCGAUGGUUUCUUCGAUAACGGCGGAAUCCGUCUGCGAGCAGGCGGCUCGUCUCCUCUUCCUGAACGUCCGUUGGGCCCGAAGCGUGGCGAUCGGCACGGGCCUCUCGAUGGAGGACCAGUUGACGCUGCUGGAGGCAUCCUGGCGGGAGUUGUUCCUCCUGGCGGCGGCCCAAAUGUUACCGGGCCUGGACCCGGGGCCGUUGCUUCCAAGCGGACCCCAGGGCCUCGGACUCUCGGUGGAAGUGAGCCGGUUCCGGGCGGCGCUGGCCGGUUUUCACUCGAUGAAUCUGGACCCCCACGAGUUCGCCUGCAUCCGUGCUAUCGUCCUCUUCAAGGCCGGCCUCGACGGCGAGUCCGUGCCGAACAGCAGCAGCAGCAGCGGAUCCGCCUCGCCCGGAACCGUAAAUCGGCUAAGAGACGCCUCCUGCGUAGCCAGACUUCGCGACGGUGCCCAACUCGCCCUUGGUCAGCGACUCAGCAGCGCGCCUCUCGGCGCCCUGAGGUUUGGUAAAUUGUUGCUACUGCUGCCAGCCCUUAGAUCAGUUUCGCCACACGCCAUCGAGGAGCUAUUCUUCAGGCGGACUAUCGGUAUUAUACCGAUUGAAAAAAUCAUCUGCGAUAUGUACAAAGCGGCUACCGUUUGAGCCGAACACGAGAGCUGAGCAUCUUCCCUCGAUGUUUAAGGAAUUUUGUCGCGAAAAAGAGGAAAGAAAACUCAUCGGAGUUGAGUUCUCGACUACUUUUUUUUUUUUAUUUUACGUAUCGGAUGAAUGAAUUCGUGGAGCUGAGUUGAGUCGAUUUUCAACAAGCUCGGGAGAAUAUUCACAUCGAAAUACGAACUGUCGAUUUUCUUUCAUUAUUUCUGAUCGGUUUUUUGAUUUCGUUUCGUUAUCAUCGAGCAAAAUUAGUGCUACUUUGACACAGUGGCACGAUUUCGUGUGGAUAAAAAGUUCACGAAUAAUUGAUACGAAGCGUGAGAAAUUGAUCGUUGUAAAUGAAAUGUUCGUACGUGGAUGUGAAUCCGAUAUAACUGAUUAACCGGAUA